This is a messenger RNA of Exophiala bonariae, 912 nucleotides long. RefSeq lists its product as uncharacterized. Gene Ontology annotation, cellular component: nucleus. Bases 1 to 912 code for a protein of 303 amino acids. Lineage: Eukaryota; Fungi; Ascomycota; Eurotiomycetes; Chaetothyriales; Herpotrichiellaceae. The record is from RefSeq and is a predicted model, not a curated record. The transcript is spliced from 2 exons.
AUGGCCAGAACAGUCCUAGUCACAGGUGCCACCGGCAAACAAGGCGGAGCAGUUAUCAAUUCUCUUCUCGCCGCUAAGGCGGAUUUCGAGAUCCUCGCAGUGACGAGAAAUGCAACUUCCAAUGCUGCUCAGAAGCUCGCCCAGAAAUCCUCGACUAUAAAAUUGAUUACCGGCGACCUCAAUAAUGUGGACGAUAUCUUCAAGAAAGCAAAAGAGGUUUCGUCUUUUCCCGUAUGGGGGGUUUAUAGUGUUCAGGUAGUUGCAAUGAAGAACGGCGAUGACACAGAGGAGCGACAAGGCAAAGCCCUUGUCGACGCCGCAGUGAAGAACUCAGUCAAGCAUUUUGUCUACUCAUCUGUAGACAGGGGCGGUGAAAAAUCAGCCGACAACCCCACGGAUGUACCACAUUUCAUCCACAAACAUAACGUCGAGCAACAUCUCUUUCGCAAGGCGAAGGAAAGUGGCAUGACAUACGCCGUCCUACGCCCAGUCGCCUUCUACGACAACCUCGUCCCAGGCUUUGGAGGCAAGAUUUUUGGCACUGUCUUCGAAAUGAAAUUACCGAAGAAGCCUCUGCAAUUCAUCGCCACCACCGACAUUGGAUAUUUCGGCGCCCAGGCAUUCUUAAAGCCUGAAGAGUGGCGCAACAGAAGCAUUUCUCUGGCGGGAGACGAACUCACAUUCGCCGAGUUCCGAGACAUCUUCAAGAAGAAGACAGGUCAACCACUGCCAGCCACCUUCCGUAUCGUCGGUCGUCUCAUUCUGUGGCUCAGUAAGGACUUCAACAUGAUGUUCAACUGGUUCGACAGUCACGGCUAUAGUGUGGACAUCGACGCGUUGAGGAAACAACGCCCUGAGUUACAGGACUUUGCCACCUGGCUGGAAAAGGAAUCGCAAUUCGAAACCCGUUGA